Molecule: messenger RNA, 309 nt
Organism: Postia placenta MAD-698-R-SB12
Lineage: Eukaryota; Fungi; Basidiomycota; Agaricomycetes; Polyporales; Adustoporiaceae
Exons: 4
Coding region: 1-309 (102 amino acids)
Source: RefSeq, a predicted model, not a curated record
AUGGCUGCUGGCGUGGAGUGCUUGCCUUGGACUGCUGACGACUCGAGCAUCAGUGACACGGAAUCGCAUGCGGCCAGUGAUAGGGCGACAGCUGCAGGCGAGGAUGAGCCGACAAGGAGUCUCAAGGGUAUGCCGUUCCCGAUCACCCCGGAGUUCUCAGUUCUGAACCAUCCGCUGUCGUCCUCGGAUGAUGCGUCUGGGACAGCAACCGACUCACAGACGCGGCCGCCGCCCAAAGACCUGUCACACUUCAAUCUAUCGGCAGCCGCACUCCUUGCGAGUUACCACGUGAUCAACAAUCUCAAUUAA